This is a messenger RNA of Colossoma macropomum (tambaqui), 6939 nucleotides long. RefSeq names its product microtubule affinity regulating kinase 4 (gene mark4). Gene Ontology annotation, molecular function: ATP binding; protein serine/threonine kinase activity; tau-protein kinase activity. The coding region runs from base 1000 to 3342 and encodes 780 amino acids. Lineage: Eukaryota; Metazoa; Chordata; Actinopteri; Characiformes; Serrasalmidae. The transcript is spliced from 18 exons. The record is from RefSeq and is a predicted model, not a curated record. Gene Ontology annotation, biological process: intracellular signal transduction; microtubule cytoskeleton organization; protein phosphorylation. Gene Ontology annotation, cellular component: cytoplasm.
GCCCAUCAAUCUCUCCCUGACGGCCUUCCUUGAUGCUCGUGUCACACGCUGCUCUCAGGGAUGAAGGUUUUGGGAGAGCGGCUGAAUUCAGUACUGUGAGAGGGGAUGUUCGGACGGGCGUCUCUUCGACCUUGUAAUUUUAUAUAUAUAUAUUUUUUUCUUUUUCUCUUUUUUUUUAAUCCGCUUCGGCAGUAAGGGUGGGACACAUCCGUUUGUGUUUUUGUAGUUCACACAUUGUGGGCCAGCUGCUGCCGCUGCUUCUGGGGGCUUUUAUUUAUUUAUUAAUUUAUUUUCCUGGAAAUGUGCGCAGAUGAGUCUUUGAAGGAGACUCUGUUAGCGAGGGAGUGGUUCGUUUCGGCCGAGAGACACCUAUCAGCUGGAAGAAGAGAAGGGGCUCCUUGAAAAGGAGGCACAUUAGCCCAUUCGACUCCUCUUCUUUGUGUUUGUUUUGUUUUUCUCGUCUCGUCUGGUCUGACUCGAAGGUAGAAGAGGAAGAAAGAGUGGGCUGGUGGUGGGAAGACGUGCUGAUACACAUUCAGCCUGUGGACAGAAUAAUGGAAACACUGGACGGGACUUUUUAUCGCCCGUCAACAGACAGAAUGAGCUGUUGUUCCAGCCAGAUUACCGCAAACACGAGCGCCGUGUAGACACAGACUUCAGCGCUGGACACCGUCUCCUCUUCCUCUCGUCAGCACAGGGCGGUGACACAACACAACACUGUAACUGGAAAUGCGGAUUGUUUGAGUUUAUCACCCUUUUACGGCUUCUAGCAGGAGAAAAUCACCCAGGCUAGCCUGUAGUCUGUCUGUCUGUCUGUCUGUCUGAGUGAGGGAGUGAGGGCAGUGGCUGCCUCGAGCCAGAGCUGAACAGGGGGUGUGAGACUGUGAGAUGCAGGGGGGCAAAUGACGGUAGAUUUGCCUCCUCACUGGUACAUUUUGUACAUAUAUAAAUAGAAGGAAUACUUGGGAGUCGUCGUUGGGAGUGAAGAGCUCAGGGACAAUGUCUUCUCGUGCAGCACUACAGCCUGGGAACGACAGAAAUUCAGACCAUCAUGCCUCGCUCUCUGCCAGUCGCUCAGAGAAGGGCUCAGCCUGGUCAAACCGCUCUCUGGGAGCUCGCUGCCGGAAUUCCAUCGCCUCCUGCUCAGAUGAGCAUCCCCACAUCGGCAACUACCGGCUGCUCAAGACCAUUGGCAAGGGCAACUUCGCCAAGGUCAAGCUGGCGCGCCACAUCCUGACUGGCAGAGAGGUUGCAAUAAAGAUUAUUGAUAAAACCCAACUGAACCCAACCAGCCUACAAAAGCUCUUUCGAGAGGUACGGAUAAUGAAGGGCCUCAACCACCCAAACAUAGUUCAGCUUUUUGAAGUGAUUGAAACAGAGAAGACGUUGUACCUUAUAAUGGAGUACGCCAGUGGCGGUGAAGUGUUCGACUACCUCGUGGCCCAUGGGAGAAUGAAGGAAAAGGAGGCGCGAGCUAAAUUUCGGCAGAUUGUAUCUGCUGUUCACUACUGUCAUCAGAAGAACAUUGUUCACAGGGACCUGAAAGCGGAGAACCUCCUGCUUGAUUCAGAGUCCAACAUCAAGAUCGCAGACUUUGGCUUUAGUAACGAGUUCACGCUGGGCAAUAAGUUGGACACAUUCUGUGGCAGCCCCCCGUAUGCCGCCCCUGAACUCUUUCAAGGAAAGAAAUACGACGGCCCUGAGGUGGACAUCUGGAGCCUGGGGGUCAUUCUGUACACGCUGGUCAGCGGAUCAUUGCCCUUUGAUGGGCAGAACCUCAAGGAGUUGCGUGAGCGGGUGCUGAGAGGAAAGUAUCGAGUGCCAUUCUACAUGUCCACUGACUGCGAGAGCAUCCUGCGAAGGUUCUUGGUGCUCAACCCUACCAAACGUUGCUCCCUAGAGCAAAUCAUGAAGGAUAAGUGGAUGAAUGUUGGAUAUGAGGGUGAUGAGCUGAAGCCGCAUGUAGAGCCUUUGGAGGACUACAAUGAUCCAGAGCGGAUAGAGGUAAUGAUAGGUAUGGGUUACUCUCGUGAGGAGAUCAGGGAAGCUCUGACCACUCAGAAGUAUAAUGAGAUUACUGCCACCUACCUGCUGCUGGGCCGCAAGAGUGAGGAUGGCAUUGAGUCGAGGUCGAGCAGUAGUCUGUCUCUGGUGCGAGUGCGGCCAAGUCCCAUAACCAACGGUACCAGUAAACACUCUUCCACCUCCUCGUCUGGCUCUGCCUCGGCCUCCACCCACAGCAAAACCCAGCGCAGUGCCUCCACCUACCACCGUCAGAGGAGACACAGCGACUUCUGUGGUCCUGCAGUGCCGACAGCCCACCCUAAACGCAGUCCCACAAGUGCAGGGGACUCCGAUCUGAAAGAGGAGCGGCUGGCUACAAGGAAGGCCAGCUGCAGCGUGGUGGGCAGCCGUAGUAUACCCCCCUCCAGCCCCAUGGUCAGCACGGCCAACAACCCCAACAAAGCAGAGAUCCCUGACCGCCGCAAAGACGUCACUGUCACCACGAACAACAUCCCAGCAAGUGCCAUGACCCGCAGAAACACAUAUGUAUGUACAGACCGCUCCAGCACUGAUCGACACUCUUUACUGCAGAACGGCAAAGAGAACAGCUCACUCUCUCACCGUUUACCUCCGGCCUCCCCCUCCACCCACAGUAUCGCCGGGGCGGGGGUUGCCACUUCCUCCUCGGCGGAGCGUUCCCGCCUGACCCGAGGCUCCACCGUCCGCAGCACCUUCCACGGGGGUCAGCUCCGAGAGCGCCGGACCCCUACCCAUGCUCCGCCCACCUCCCCCACUCUUUCCCACGAUGCUAGCCCCCUGCCCCAUGUACGCAGCCGUGCCAGCUCCAACCUCUUCAGCAAACUCACCUCCAAGCUUACCCGCAGGGUCAAUCUUGACCCCUCUAAGCGUCAGAGCUCAAACAAGUCCGUCUCGGGCUGCCCUCUGCCACAUGGAUCGAAAACAGUUAACGAACCUGAGAGAGUCUGCAGAUCUCCGGUCACAAGUCGCCAUCUAUCUGGGCAUCAAAAAGCGGCAGAGCCCCGGACCCCCCGAUGCGGCUGGGAUGUGAGGGUGCGGAGCCCGCGGGACCCUGCGGAGGUGGUGUCGGCGCUGCGGGAGGCGGCGCAGGGCUGCGGUUGUCAGGUGCACCAGGCCGGACCCUUCCUGCUGUCCUGCACGCACGGCGCCGCCGGCUCAAGAGUGGCCUUCGAGGCUGAGGUGUGUCAGCUGCCCGCCGGCCCCAACGAGACCAGCGGCGUCCGCUUCAGACGCCUGUGGGGGGCGCCGCUUGCCUUCCGGGACAUCGCCACCAAAGUGUCCAAAGAGCUGGAACUCUAAGGGCCACAGAGGGGGUGGAAGGGAGGGGACGGGCGAGAGCAUGGGACGGAAUGAGCGGUGGGAGGCAGAGAAACCAGGGGUGUAAAUCUGUGACCUUGUGGGCUGGGUAAUGAUUCUUUAGGAAACCAUUCUCAAUUUAAUUUAAUUCAGUUAUUUCGGUACGAUUCAGAAUUCUGUUUAAACAUUAAAUUUAAAAGCUUAAUGUGAAUGGAGAAACUAUUUACACAGCAGUGAAGAAAAAACAUUCAUCGGAUGCUUAUAGUACUAUAAAAUAUAUAGGAAUACUAAUAUAUAAUGGCCGGUUAAUGUAUUAGUAUUCCUAAUUUUUAUUGUGUAUUCAUUGUAUUAUAAUUAAUAAUUGUCACAAUUAAUAUUACAAUAUAUGGAAAUAUUGUUAUAAUUAAUUGUAAUGAAUUAUAUCAUUCUAAAAUCGGUGCAGUUGAAUCGCCCCCUUCAGAUGCAUUUUUACACCCUUAGGAGGAACCUCCCACUCCACAAAGCCGAAGCCCACCCCCACCUCCUCGCAGCUCAAACAGACUCUGAUAUGGACUCUGAAAUACACCCAAAUGCGGAGAGCCUUGUGCCUGCCACACACACACGUCCUGCUGAGAGAACACCCUUCUUUCCCCGCUGACUUUUACUGGGUGUUUUAGCCAAGUUGUUUUCUAUUCCAGUUUUUUCCAGAAAUACCACAGUGUCUCUGCCUUUCACAUUAUUUCCUUUGAACAGCUGCUAUUUAGUUUAUUUUUCAUUUACUUGCAUCUAGCAAGAGGGUCAGUUGCAAAAUUCCAUUUUUUCCUUUUCAUAUGAAACUCACAUCUUCGGUUCUAAAACAGAUGUCCUGAAGAACUGCGGACUGUGGGUUCUCUUACAUCUUUUGUAUUAACGUUUUUCCACGUGAAAAGCUGCCUAAUUACAGGUGUUAGAGCUGUCUAACGGGAAUAAAAGCUGUCUAGAGCUGUUUCAGAGAUUAGCGACGGCUGCUUUUCUGAGCCACUAACAUUGUAGCCUUUUGUGGAUUUUUUUUUUCUUUCCUGCGUUUCAGCAGUUUUUUUCUGUUAUACAUGCUCCAUUAUCAUACAGUAGCACUUUAGGUUUGAGUGAGCACCACUUCUUUUGAGCUGUAAUUUCCCCUUAAAUGGUACAGCGCACUCGUCGAGCCAAGUCAAAAAUACAACACUCCUGUAAGUAUUUAGCUGGUAAAAAGCCUGUCACAUGGCCAAAAGAGGACCCUGCUCAAUGGACAUAAGACUGCUGUUUACCACUGAUUUGAUAUAGCAAAUGACCUUAAAGAAGAAAACAUCUCUCUAGCAGAGCUCCCUGCACUGUGCGAAAUUAAUUAGUACAGCGUUUGUAUGAAACCCUGGAAUGUGCAAGUCUAGUCAUAGCCUUGAUGUCAUCUAGCAGUUGUUGAAGUACUAUUUUUGGUAAUGUGACAAGAAGUGUUGGGGUGCUAACAUUUGUCUGCCAAAUUAUCCUGUGAUAUGUUCUCAGUACUGUUUAUUGUAAAUGACUUUGUUUGUACUUUUAGCCCGAAAGGCCCCUUUAAAAAGAGUCAUAAUUACUGUUUGUAAUGGAUCACUUUAGUAAUGCUAGGGUGUUGUAGAGAUGGACAAACCACAGGUAUCCUUCAUUAAGGAUAACUAUAGCUAUACUGUUCCUAUCAGCACCGUUCUGGGUUUGCUAAGGCACAAGGGCUAUCUGUAGAGAUGUGUGGGCCAAGAUUUGAUUGAGCGAUUUGCAAAAUAUUGAAAAUGUAAUUGUUUUUGUUAUGAGCCACGACCGUGUCACCUGGAAGAGAUCCAAAAUUCUUCUGAAUUGUACAUAAACGAGCUAUUACUGUGUCAAAUUCCGCAUCCCAGUUUUUGUUGUUUGAAAAAAAGACACUAAAGCCAAUUCUGUCUUUCUGAUAUAAACGUGACUGUAAAAUCUAGAUUUGCUUCGCUUGCUGUUCACUGGUGAUCUAUAAUAGUGAUAUUGAAUUGAAUUGAAUUGAAUUGAAAUGCAUAUAGUCAAUUGACCUGAACCAUUGCAGCUGUAUGUGCCAUGCUCAGAGGUCUGUGAGAAAAUCACUUAAUGCAAGGUGCAGGAUCUGUAAACUGGGUACAUUGCAGAAUAUACCAAGUUUCAUACUAUUCACCCUGUCUACUACUUUAGUGACUUGGCACAUUGCUGACUUCAUAUGGCAGUGUGAACUAUUCACAGUCGUAUAAACAUUGCGUCACCAAUGGCUUCUGCAACUAGGUCAGCAUAUUCAUGUUAUUUUUGAAACUGUGCGACCCAAAAUAACUAAUAGAUGUUCUGAUUAAAACCUUGCUGUAGUUCCUGAUUGUGAGGAAAUACCAGCAGAGUUUGAUUACUGGUUCAAAGGAAUUUUCCAGGGCAAAUAUAGUCAAGUUAAAAGCCUACUAUUUGAACAAGGUUUGGAAUUAUAUGCGUGACUUUUAACAAUCACAGUCAGGAUUUGAAAAAAAGUCAUUCUGAUAAAGCAGAAAGUGUGUUUGUGGAGAGAGUCAGUGGGUGAAUGGCGUCAUUCAUAGGGCAAAAGGCAAGUUAUGCAUUUUUGAGAAAAAAAAGUUUUGGAUUGUUGUUGGUAUGUAAAUGUUAGGUAGUCUUUGAAACAGUCAAAAAAAGAUGUUAGUGUUUUGGAAAAAAUUUAAUUCUUUGCUGGCAAAUGGCAUGUAUUGACACCAGAUUAAGAAGUUGCCUUAGUCAUCCUGACCAAGAAAGAGGCAUUUUUUUUCUGGUCCACAGUUUACCCUUUAACAACAAGCGACAUUUCAAGCCCACUAUUUUGCUUAAUGUUUAUGCAGGUUCUCAGUGUCUACGGUUUGGACUAGCAAUCAUGUUCUCCCGAGAUAAAUCACCAUAUACCGUCUCUUCUGCUCCUGCAAAGCUAACUGACUACUUCAAAAUGUAUAAUUGUGUAGAAAAAAAAAGUUAAAUUAUGACUGAAUUUAGUUUUGUUCUUUUGAAAGUUCUAGAUUUUUUUUUGCCUUUAAAUGUACGGAAAGGGGGACGUCUGAAGUGACAGAAGAAUAAACUCACUGAGUUUAAAACUUAUUUGCACUCUUUGUGUUUUCCGCUAAAAGUGGAACCUUUUAGUGAAUUCGUUUAUGUGCUGAUUGUAAAACACUGUAAAACAGUGGUCACCAACGCUGGUUCUGGAGAUCUACCUUCUGUGGACUGUAGUUCGAACCACAAUCUGCCACACCUGUUCCAGUUUAGUAACUUCUUUGGCUGGAUCAGGUCCUUUACUGUAGGUAUGAGGAGCAGGUUAGAUGCAGGUUGGAACUAAAAUUUGCAGAAAAGUAGAUCUCCAAUAUGUAAGUUGGUGACCGCUGCUGUAAACAAAGUUACAUCCAUCUAUCCAGUUGGCAUGAGCUAAAAGCAUGAAGCAGAACACAUGAAGUUGAUUGUUACAUGGGGCUUUUUAUUUACUCAAUUUGUACAACCAAAAAAUGUUUAGGUGAAGACAGCAUAGUCAGAGUUCCCAAGCUAUGCGGCGAUUUGAUCCCAAGAUGUUACAGAAAGAACGGGAAAGAUGGUAAGGGUGACAGUAAAAAGGAGGGCAAAAGAAAAAAGUUGAAGGCAACA